AUGGCCAGAGUGGAGUUAACGUCCCGCAAGGUUCUUGCUCAGGGGAUGCGCAAGGUAGAAGCCGGUCAUCACCGACGGGUGCUCGUGUUGGAGGCCACCCUGCAGCGAGGCCUGCGCAGAGUACGAGAAGAACGCACAUCCAACUCCAAGAAGGACCUAGCCCACGAUGAGGCCCACCGGGCAAUCACCAGACGGCGAUCCGCGAUGUCGGAUCAAGAAGCCAAAUGCAACCAUGUUGAUUAUUACCCGAAGAGCAACGAUCGAGCCAAUCAAAACAUUUAUGGAGAAAAGGCCUUGGACCCAAGUGGCCGCAUCUACAACAAAGUUGAACGCGACGACCAGCACAGUGUAUAG
This is a messenger RNA of Aspergillus tanneri, 354 nucleotides long. RefSeq lists its product as uncharacterized. Bases 1 to 354 code for a protein of 117 amino acids. Lineage: Eukaryota; Fungi; Ascomycota; Eurotiomycetes; Eurotiales; Aspergillaceae. The record is from RefSeq and is a predicted model, not a curated record. The transcript is spliced from 3 exons.